AUGGACUAUCAAAGUAAGUAAGUAAGUAAGUAAGCAUUUAUUUUAACUCGAACAAAUUCAAAUAGAAGUUUGACAUAUUUGCCUUCGACUAUUAGAAGUGCGACUUCGGUUAACUCAAAAUUUGAGUUCAAUAGAACGUAAGUUUUUAUUUUUUUAUCUCAAAAUUCUAUCUAACAACAAAUUUCAAUUUAGAUUAACCGAUUCAAUUCGUCGUGGUCGAAAAUGUGUUUCCUCUUUGGCCAAAAAAUUUGAGGGAAAACUCAAAAAACAUCAGCAACAAGAAAACGAUGAUAUCGAAGAAGAAGAAGUUGUCGAAUUGAAAACUCCACCUAUUUUAUUUCCAACUCUUCCUGUUAGAAAAUUAGAAGAUGUUCAGAAGGAAGAUGUCAAAAUUACUCGAUUGGAUUAUACUCCGAGAAAAAAUAAACCAGAUUAUUAA
Messenger RNA from Caenorhabditis angaria, 439 nucleotides. NCBI's taxonomy places the organism in Eukaryota, Metazoa, Nematoda, Chromadorea, Rhabditida, Rhabditidae. The record is from the annotation of a GenBank genome assembly.